CGAUGUCCUCCAACUCUUCAGAAUCCACCCUUGCCCCCGCCCCCGCCGUCGCACUUCCCCGCAGACAAAAUCCGCCGAAUGGCGCUAGCCUCGAGAUCAGACCGCCGGUGUGGCCGGUAGACCACUCGGAUGCGCCAGAACCGACGCCACUACCCGCAAAGUGCGCAAGACAUGAGCUCGGGCGGGAGGGUAUUUGUUGUAAAGAGCUCAAAGACGACGACGAGCGGACACUCGUCGACCCAGAUAUUGUCAGAGACGUUGUUAUCGGUCUCUCAGAUGGCCUUACCGUCCCAUUCGCCCUCACAGCGGGCCUCUCCUCGCUAGGUAACUCGCGCGUGGUCGUGCUGGGCGGCAUCGCCGAGCUCAUCGCCGGCGCCAUUUCCAUGGGCAUUGGCGGCUUCCUCGCAUCGCAGGCCGAGCGCGACCACUACCGCUUUCAGGCCAAGCACACCGCCUCGCGCGUUCUGCGCUCGUGCGCGGGCGAGAUGGAGCGCGAGGUGCACGCCAUCCUCGGCCCGCUCGGUGUCGAGGAGAGCCUGUCGCGGCAGGUCGCGAACUCGCUCAGGGAGGUCGAGGUCGGGGCUGAGAUGGGCGAGUACGCGGCCACGGGCGACCUCGAGUCAAGCAAUAAGCUUAAGUUCCAGCCCACGGUGGGGCUCACGCCGUUCCUGCUCAAAUUCGGCGAGGGUAUCGAGGACGUGACGACAUCAAGGAUGUACACGUCCGCGUUCACCAUCGGCUUGGGAUACCUCCUCGGCGGUAUCAUCCCCCUCCUGCCCUAUUUCUUCAUCCCCCAAGCACAUGUGGCGUUGAUGUGGUCGUGUAUCAUCACCGGUGUCAUCCUCUUGAUAUUCGGUGUUGUGAAGGCGCGGGUGACGGGUGCAGCGGGCUCAGGGAUUGGCGGGUACGUGUGGGGAGCGGUCAGCACGCUCAUGGUAGGAGGCGCUGCUGCGGGUGCUGCAUAUGGUAUCGUCGCUGCAUUGGAGGGAUAGUGGUUUGCCGUGUUCUUGUAUUGGUGCGCUGGAUGCUGUGGCCGCUUUCGUCGAGCGCGCAUAUAGUUCCUCUUUUGACGAUGUAUUUCUAGUCUGGCUACACUACGCUAUCUUGUUUCGAAUAGACAUCUCGCAACCUUUGCUGUUGGGCUACGAGUGCAAUCCGGGGUUCGGGACGGGGUAGAGGAGGCAUACCCGAAAUUGGCCCGGGUGGAGUCUGGC
This is a messenger RNA of Gloeophyllum trabeum ATCC 11539, 1214 nucleotides long. Its product is annotated as DUF125-domain-containing protein. NCBI's taxonomy places the organism in Eukaryota, Fungi, Basidiomycota, Agaricomycetes, Gloeophyllales, Gloeophyllaceae. Gene Ontology annotation, cellular component: fungal-type vacuole membrane. Gene Ontology annotation, molecular function: manganese ion transmembrane transporter activity; iron ion transmembrane transporter activity. The annotation marks the transcript as partial. The record is from RefSeq and is a predicted model, not a curated record. The transcript is spliced from 2 exons. Gene Ontology annotation, biological process: intracellular manganese ion homeostasis.